GGUCGAUUCUUUUCACAAAAAUACUUCUCCAAAAAACUCCACGGCGCAGAUCCGAGGAGUUGCUCUGCAAUUUGACCAAUCACCUACGCAAUCGUUCUCAAUCUCUUCUUCGUUUUGAUUCCAAGUUAUGGCUGCAGAAGGAUCGCAAUUUGAUACUCGUCAGUAUGACUCAAGGAUGAGUGAGAUACUUCAACCUGAUCAACAAGAAUUCUUCACCUCUUACGAUGAGGUCCAUGAAAGUUUCGACGCCAUGGGUCUUCAAGAGAACCUUCUCAGAGGCAUUUAUGCCUAUGGUUUUGAGAAGCCUUCUGCUAUCCAGCAAAGAGGCAUUGUUCCGUUCUGCAAGGGACUCGAUGUUAUUCAACAGGCUCAAUCUGGAACCGGAAAAACCGCCACCUUCUGUUCUGGCAUCUUGCAGCAGCUCGAUUACAGUCUAACACAGUGCCAGGCCUUGGUUUUGGCACCUACUCGAGAACUUGCCCAACAGAUUGAGAAGGUUAUGAGAGCCCUCGGUGACUACCUCGGUGUCAAGGUUCAUGCUUGUGUAGGUGGGACCAGUGUUCGUGAGGAUCAGCGAAUCCUCUCAGCUGGGGUCCACGUUGUUGUCGGUACACCUGGCCGUGUGUUUGACAUGCUGCGAAGACAGUCACUUCGCGCUGACUACAUCAAGAUAUUCGUAUUGGAUGAGGCUGAUGAAAUGCUCUCUCGUGGUUUCAAGGAUCAGAUAUACGACAUCUUCCAAUUGCUGCCAUCCAAAGUCCAAGUCGGGGUUUUCUCCGCCACAAUGCCCCCAGAGGCACUAGAAAUCACCCGCAAGUUCAUGAACAAGCCCGUCCGAAUCCUGGUCAAGCGUGACGAGCUAACACUCGAGGGUAUCAAGCAAUUCUACGUCAACGUAGAAAAGGAAGACUGGAAACUCGAGACGCUCUGCGAUCUCUACGAAACCCUAGCCAUCACCCAGAGCGUCAUAUUCGUCAACACCAGACGAAAGGUUGACUGGCUAACCGACAAGAUGAGGGGCCGCGACCACACAGUUUCGGCCACACACGGUGACAUGGACCAGAACACCCGUGACAUCAUCAUGCGCGAGUUCCGAUCCGGCUCGUCUCGUGUUCUUAUCACCACAGAUUUGCUGGCCCGUGGUAUUGAUGUGCAGCAAGUGUCGCUUGUGAUAAACUACGAUCUGCCAACUCAGCCUGAGAACUAUCUGCAUCGUAUUGGACGAAGCGGGCGGUUUGGGAGGAAGGGUGUUUCGAUUAAUUUUCUGACGACUGAGGAUGAGAAGAUGCUCGGGGAUAUUCAGAAGUUCUACAAUGUUGUGAUUGAGGAGCUUCCAUCGAACGUGGCUGAUCUUCUGUGAGGUGGCUUCGGUUCUUUUUUUUUUAUUUUAUUUUUUCGGUUUUGGAUUUUGUUUCUGAGUUGAAGGUUAGGGCCCUUUUUUAAUUUUAUUAUUUAGAGAUAGUUAAUUAUUCUGCUUUUCCUUGUGGUUUUUUUGCCUAUUGUCUGUUUUGCAAAAGGUUGUUUGUUUGCAUUUGGGUAUUGGUGUGUGAGUGUACUGAUAGCCAUGCAAAAUUGUCUGUUUAGGUAGAGAGUUUCUGUAACUUUGCUUUAUUCUUUUUCGGCCCAAAUUUUGAUUAAACCUUAUUUAUAUUUAUUUUUAGCUUUUAUUCUAUCA
This is a messenger RNA of Erythranthe guttata (spotted monkey flower), 1675 nucleotides long. RefSeq names its product eukaryotic translation initiation factor 4A1 (gene EIF4A1). Gene Ontology annotation, molecular function: nucleic acid binding; RNA helicase activity; ATP binding. NCBI's taxonomy places the organism in Eukaryota, Viridiplantae, Streptophyta, Magnoliopsida, Lamiales, Phrymaceae. The record is from RefSeq and is a predicted model, not a curated record.